GCACCUGUGAGGAUGAGGAUGAGAGAACAGAACAACAACAAAUUGACUAUAAUUUUAACUCAGGAAAUUUAUCAAACACUUGGUGUGCAGAAGAAAUGAGCAGGUAAUCAGCCUAAUUUUUAUUAUACUGAUCAACACUUAAAUACACGAAGUAGUUCAACAAACUCAGAAAAAAUAGGACCCAUUAUCAGAACUAAAUCAGGUCAAAAAAAUAGACUAGAAAAAUAAGACUCACUUCUACUGACUUAUUCAAAUGAAAUCAAAAAAAUAAUUUCUGCAUUAUUUUUUCAACAAGGAUAGGGCUACAAAAUUCACAAUAAUUAUAUAUGUUUUCAAAAAGAAAAAUUACUUUAGCUGAAGCUCUAUCAUCAUUUAUGAUAGGUAAGUUGUUCAAGGUUGCAGUUGGAGGGAUACAACUGUUGUACGUGAAUAAUGUGAGCAUAGUGAGAGAAAUAAAUCGCUUCACAUCAUUGGAGCUUGGAAAACCUGCUUACCUACAAAAUGAAAGAGGAGCUUUAGUAGGCAAAGGCCUUAACACUACAAAUGGUGGGGUUUGGCAUCCUCAGAGAAAGACCGUUGCUCCUCAACUCUGCAUGCACAAGGUUAAGUUAAAAAUGGUGAUCCAAGAAGUUUUGCGGCUUUAUCCAGGGGUGACAUUGGCGACAAGGGAGGCUGCAAGAUGUGAAGCGCGGUGAUUUGCAGGUUCCAAAAGGUAUGGGCAUUUGGAUUUGGCUGCUAUCAUUGCAUCGUGAUCCAGAGCUUUGGGGACCUGAUGCUGACAUGUUUAGUCCUGAGAGGUUUAUAAAUGGAGUUAUAGGAGCUUGCAAAAUCUUCACAAGCCUAUAUACCUUUUGGCUUGGGAGCUCGAGUGUGUCCUGGACAGAAUUUGGCUUUGAUAGAAUUGAAGGUGUUGUUUGUUGUCAUACUCUCCAAUUUCAAGCUUACAAUCUCUCCAAACUACCAACACUCGCCUACUUAUGGUCUGCUUUUGGAGCCCGAGCAUUGUGUGAAUCUCCUUAUUCAAAAGAUAUGACUGCUUUGCCUAAGUUUGCAUAGUAUGUGGUAGACUAGGAUCAAUAAAGAAGUUGUAAUAAAGAAGUAUUUGGAAUAAAAAUAAUUUAAAAGUAAAAGCUAUCAUGUUUAGAU
Hevea brasiliensis (rubber tree) is the source of this 1146-nucleotide messenger RNA. Its product is annotated as cytochrome P450 714C2-like. The record is from RefSeq and is a predicted model, not a curated record. The transcript is spliced from 2 exons. The coding region runs from base 327 to 695 and encodes 122 amino acids. NCBI's taxonomy places the organism in Eukaryota, Viridiplantae, Streptophyta, Magnoliopsida, Malpighiales, Euphorbiaceae. Gene Ontology annotation, molecular function: heme binding; monooxygenase activity; oxidoreductase activity, acting on paired donors, with incorporation or reduction of molecular oxygen.